Messenger RNA from Grammomys surdaster, 348 nucleotides. RefSeq names its product keratin-associated protein 12-1-like. Gene Ontology annotation, cellular component: keratin filament. NCBI's taxonomy places the organism in Eukaryota, Metazoa, Chordata, Mammalia, Rodentia, Muridae. The transcript has 2 exons. The record is from RefSeq and is a predicted model, not a curated record. The coding region runs from base 1 to 348 and encodes 115 amino acids.
AUGGCCCCAGGGAAGGUGGGAGCCCAGACUCAGCAGGAGCUGGAGCAGCCAUCCUGCUGUGUGUCCAGCCCCUGCCAGCCAUCCUGCUGUGUGUCCAGCCCCUGCCAGUCAGCAUGCUGCAGGCCUGCUAUAUGUAUUCCUGUGAGAUACCAGGUAGCCUGCUGUGUGCCUGUGAGCUGCAGGCCCACUGUGUGUGCUGCCCCCUCCUGCCAGUCCUCUGUGUGUGUGCCUGUGAGCUGCCGUCCUGUCUGUGUGACGUCCUCCUGCCAGUCAUCUGGAUGCUGCCAGCCUUCUUGCCCCACCCUGGUCUGCAGGCCUGUCACCUGUAACAACUCCUCCUGCUGUUGA